Molecule: messenger RNA, 2003 nt
Organism: Pygocentrus nattereri (red-bellied piranha)
Lineage: Eukaryota; Metazoa; Chordata; Actinopteri; Characiformes; Serrasalmidae
Gene: tnfsf14a
Product: TNF superfamily member 14
Exons: 4
Coding region: 307-1059 (250 amino acids)
Biological process (GO): immune response
Cellular component (GO): membrane
Molecular function (GO): tumor necrosis factor receptor binding
Source: RefSeq, a predicted model, not a curated record
AGUUUUCUCUUAACUUUCAGCUAUUUUUUUUUUCAAAGAUACCACUUUCUUUUCUCAGGGCCAUUUAAAAAAAAAAAAAUUUGUAUUUACAUGCUGCCACUUAGAUGAAGCAUCUUGUCUCAAACUCUCCUCCCACUUUGGUGACUGGUAGUACUAACGGUUUCGCACCGUGAGUUUCUCUCUAAGCGUAGGUGUGUGUGCGUGCAUGCGCAUUGCUACGCCGUUUCCUCAGCCAUUGCUCAGCAUCUUCUCUUCUCUGCUGGAAGACCUGCUGUCAUCUCUUCUUCAGGACACAACCUUGUGGACAUGGCUAGUAAAUGUGCUGAGUAUCCCUCUGUGUUCGUGGUGGACAGCCGGGCCGGAAUCCCUCCUUUACCCCCCAAGCCGGGCCAAAUGCAGGCCCAAAGACGGAGAAACAGAAUGACCCAGACCAUGCUCUACUUACUGGUCUCCAUGGCUCUGUUUGGCAUAGUUGUGGAGGCUUGCUUCAUCUACCACCUCUACAAGACAAAGCAAAGCUCAGAACUGCCUCAGAAUGAGAAAACUCCAAACGCCGGUGCAAGAAAAGGUGAACAGGUCAUGGACCACCCUACAGUCCCUCCAAAGAGGACAAGACCACCUCUAUUUCAGAAGCCUUUAAAGCCACUAGCACAUCUGACAGCUGGCAGUGAACGGCCCAGUGCAGACGGAGUCAUGCCAUGGAGAGAGGAACCAGAACUUCACAAGCUGGAGUACAAAGAAAAUAAGCUGGUGGUUGAGAAAGAGGGCUAUUACUACAUCUACUCCAAACUCUGCUUUGAUGCAGAUGAUAUCUCCUAUUACCAUACGAUGGUGAUGACCACGCCACGCUACAUGGGCACAUCUCCUAUCGAGCUUCUACGUAACCGCUACCAUGGAGACCACACCAAACCCCUCAAAAAUGUAGGCUCCAUUCAAAACAGCUACCUUGGUGGUGUGUUCCAUCUUCUCAAAGGUGAUGCUGUUUAUGUUGUGGUGAAAAGUGGCAGGGUUCUCCUGCAAACUUCAGCAGAUAACUAUUUUGGUAUGUUCAUGGUGUAACAUGGUGUAAACAUCUUAAAAGUGCAAUAAGUGGUGAUGAUAUUCAGCUUAACACUUUUAAAUAACUGGCUCAGAAGGCCACAUGAUUGCAUGAUCAUCUGAACAUGAGUUAGCUUAAGCUGCAGUCAUUUAGAUGAGUGUAGAAAAAUGAUAUACCCUUUACUGUUGAGUAAAGACUUUUACUGAAAAACUGUCCUUUGAAGUAUUCAGUUGUAAGUAUCUAAUAACUCAAAUUUGGGAAUCAUCACUCUUAAAUAAUUCUUGGCUCAUAUGAUUCUAGGAAAAACAUUGGCAUAUUGAUAUAGAUUCUUUGCAUUAUGUGGAGAUUCUUUAAAAAAAGAAAACAGCUCUAAAAAUAGUUCUUUAUAAAUCCUCCUAUUUAAAUUUACCAUGCGUUUUUAAGGAAUGAUCCCAAAGAGCCUUCAUUUUGACGAAUGUAGGCCAACCAUUAUCAAUGAUUUCCCUGUUUCCACUCAAUAAUAAAGUCACUGUGAGCAACUUGAAAACUUUGAUGUAAAGUAUACAUGGUUCACUUCAGUGCCAAGAAAGAUUGCUCCAAACCACAGGGGACUUUUCAGAGAGAACAGUGUCUUUGUGUCACGGCAAUGUAAGCCCAAACUCUUAACAAAUUUGACACACAUACUGUACUGCACAGAAGUCAGAGACUGCCCAUCAUCAAUUUCAUUUCCAGUCAGGCUGUACAGAUUCGGCAUCAGCAGAUACCGAAAACAGCAGAAAACAUAUUUAACAGAAAAUUACACACACGCCUCUACUAACAACUAAAUAUAAUCUAAACAUUUUUUCAGUAUUUUCACAGCUUCCAUUUGUUUCAGCAGACUUGCUUUCAGUUUUUCAAAGAAAUCUGUUUUUUUCACACCUCCAAAGAAGCUGGUAGCAUUUUCUGCUUCUCAUGAUGAAACUAAUCCCAAACACAUUCAGUGAUA